GGAGCGGGGCCGCUGCCGUCCUGCGCCUGUGCCCGGUGCGGAGCGGGGCCGGUCCCGGAGCCGAGCGGGGCCGUUCUCAGUGAGAAGCGGGGCUGGUCCCGGUGCGGAGCGGUGCCUGUCCCGGUGAGGAGCGGGGCCGGUCCUGUGCUUGUUCCCGGUGCGGAGCGGGGCCAAUCCCGGAGCGGAGCAGAGCCAGUCCCGGUGCGGAGCAGAGCCAGUGUCGGUGCGGAGUGGAGCCAGUCCCGGUGCGGAGCGGAGCCAGUCCCUGGUCGGAGCGGAGCCUGUCCCGGUGGCGGAGCGGUGCCAGUCCCUCUGUGAAGCGGUGCCAGCCCCGGUGCGGAGCGGAGCCGGUCCCGGUGGCGGAGCGGUGCCAGUCCCUCUGUGAAGCGGUGCCAGUCCCGGUGCGGAGCGGAGCCGGUCCCGGUGGCGGAGCGGUGCCAGUCCCUCUGUGAAGCGGUGCCAGUCCCGGUGCGGAGCGGUGCCAGUCCCGGAGGCGGCGGCGCUGGCGGUGCCGGCGGGCGAUGGGCGGCGGGCGCUGGGCGCUGCUGUGGGCGCUGCUGGCGGCCCUGCGCCCGCCCCGCGGGUGCUGCUCCGAGGAUGCUGAGGGAGAAGUGAGGCACCUGUGGGCACGCUCCCGGCGGAGCAGCCCCGUGGCACAGCUCAGGUUCAACCCCACGGUGCGGCAGGUGCUCAUCAACGAGCACAAGGACGUCACCUUCAACUGCUCCAUCAAAGUGCCCCAGGAGCUGCUGCGGCCCGAGGCGCCGGGAAUUUCCCUCUGGAAGGACGGCAGGGAGCUGCACGUGCUGGAUCGCAUCGCCAGCAGCCACUUUGAGAUCCCCGACGAGGAGGAGGUGGCCAUGACCUCCACCUUCAGCAUCAUCGGCGCGCAGCGCUCGGAUAACGGCUCCUACGUCUGCAAGCUCAACGUCUCCGGCGUGGAGGUGGUGUCCGACCCCAUCCUGGUGCAGCUGGAAGGUCUCCCGCACUUCAUCCGGCAGCCCGAGCAGCUGAACGUCACCAGGGGCAGCCCCUUCAACCUGACGUGCCAGGCUGUGGGGCCUCCCGAGCCCGUGGAGAUCUACUGGUUCCAGAACAACCUCCGGCUCAACCAGAAACCCCACAUCUCCCCGUCAGUCCUCACCGUGCCAGGACUCAACGAGCCGGCGCUGUUCAGCUGCGAGGCCCACAACAGCAAAGGCCUGACUGCAUCCAGCCCGGGCCAGGUCAACAUCAAAGGAAUCCCAUCAGCUCCUGUCAGUGUGCAGGUCCUCAACAGGACAGCCCGUGGAAUCAGGAUAUCCUGGGUGCCGGGCUUCGAUGCCUUCUCUGCCUUCAACAGCUGCAGUGUCCAGGUCAAGGAAGUCGUUCCAGGAGGCAACAUCUCCCUGCAGCCCUUGCACACCUCGGUGCCUCCCCACGUGUAUCACAUCCAGCAGCUGGAGCCCUUGCAGGAGUACAACAUCCGUGUUUCCUGCAGGAAUGAGGUUGGCUGGUCGGCAUUCAGCCCCUGGAUCACGGCCAGCACCACGGAGGGAGCUCCCAGCACGCCGCCGCUGAACGUCACGGUGUCCUUCAACGAGUCCAGCUCCUCGCUGGAGAUCCGCUGGCUGGGGCCAUCCCUGGAGAGGAUCCACGGGCAGCUCCAGGGCUACCACGUCUGGUACAGCUGGCACAACUCUGAGGGCACGCAGAUCGUCUCCGCCGAGGCGCGGCUGAACGGCAGCGUGGCCGUGCUGCCCGUGGUGGCCACCAACGCCACCUGCUCCGUCCGUGUGGCCGCUGUCACCAGGGGGGGAGUGGGACCUGCCAGCAUUCCCGUGGAGAUCUUCAUCCCUGCCAGCGGAUUAAUAACCUCAGCCCCCUCUUCGACUCCAGCCUCGGGGAAUGGCGACUCCUUUGUCGUAGCCCUGGGAUUUAUCUGCGGGACGAUUGCGGUCGGAGUCAUCCUCUGCUUGUCCGUGGUCAUCCAGAAACGAUGUGUGGAGACAAAAUACGGGAAUGCUUUCAGCAGGAACAACUCGGAGCUGGCAGUGAACUACACAGCAAAGAAGUCCUACUGCCGCAGAGCCGUGGAACUGACCCUGGGAAGCCUGGGUGUCAGCAGAGAGCUCCAGCAGAAGCUGCAGGAUGUUGUCGUGGACAGAAACGCCCUGAGCCUGGGAAAGGUCCUGGGGGAGGGGGAGUUUGGAUCCGUGAUGGAGGGACGGCUCAGCCAGCCUGAAGGGCCCCCACAGAAGGUGGCUGUGAAGACCAUGAAGUUGGAUAACUUUUCCCAAAGGGAGAUUGAAGAGUUCCUCAGCGAAGCAGCGUGCAUGAAGGACUUUGACCAUCCCAAUGUCAUCAAGCUCCUCGGGGUGUGCAUCGAGCUGAGCUCCCUGCAGGUGCCCAAGCCCAUGGUGAUCCUGCCCUUCAUGAAAUACGGAGACCUGCACAGCUUCCUGCUGCGCUCCCGGCUGGAAAUGGCCCCCCAGUUUGUGCCCCUGCAGACCCUGGUGAAGUUCAUGGUGGACAUCGCCCUGGGCAUGGAAUACCUGAGCAGUCGGAACUUCCUCCACAGGGACUUGGCAGCUCGGAACUGCAUGCUGCGGGAUGACAUGACGGUGUGCGUGGCAGACUUUGGGCUCUCCAAGAAGAUCUACAGCGGGGAUUACUACCGGCAGGGCCGCAUCGCCAAGAUGCCGGUCAAGUGGAUCGCCCUCGAGUCCCUGGCUGACCGUGUCUACACCACCAAGAGUGAUGUGUGGGCAUUCGGCGUCACCAUGUGGGAGAUCGCCACGCGCGGCAUGACGCCGUACCCAGGGGUGCAGAACCACGAGAUCUACGAGUACCUCUUCCAUGGGCAGCGCCUGAAGAAGCCUGAGGACUGCCUGGACGAGCUGUACGAAAUAAUGUCCGAGUGCUGGAGAGCCGACCCUGCCACCCGGCCCACCUUCUCCCAGCUCAAAGCCCAGCUGGAGAAGCUGCUGGAAAACCUUCCCAGCGCCAAGGCAGGCGGGGAGAUCAUCUACAUCAACACCAGCCUCGCCGAGCAGAGCCCGGACUCCACGCAGGACUCGGGCUUCCCGCAGGCGGACUCGGAUUUGGAGGCGUCGGAGCCCGGCUCCCCCGGCGCGGAGGCGGCGCUGGUGGCCGUGGAGGUGCAUCCCGGCCAGCCCUGGGACUCCAGGUACGUGGAGGAGGAGCAGCUCGGCGGCCCCGUGGAGGAGCCCUACGUGCCGCUGCUUCCCUGCCAGGGCUCGGAGCCGGGGAGCCGCUGGAGCCAGGCCGGCACUCUGCCGGCGGCGGAGCGCGCGGAGGACUCGGAAGUGCCGCCGGGAACGGCGUGAGGGGCACCACGGCCAGGACUCUGAGGGAAUGGUUGAAUAAACACUCGUCUCUUCUGUU
Molecule: messenger RNA, 3387 nt
Organism: Oenanthe melanoleuca
Lineage: Eukaryota; Metazoa; Chordata; Aves; Passeriformes; Muscicapidae
Gene: MERTK
Product: MER proto-oncogene, tyrosine kinase
Exons: 19
Coding region: 522-3329 (935 amino acids)
Biological process (GO): cell migration; nervous system development; cell surface receptor protein tyrosine kinase signaling pathway
Cellular component (GO): signaling receptor complex
Molecular function (GO): ATP binding; protein binding; transmembrane receptor protein tyrosine kinase activity
Source: RefSeq, a predicted model, not a curated record